Ectocarpus siliculosus is the source of this 291-nucleotide messenger RNA. NCBI's taxonomy places the organism in Eukaryota, Phaeophyceae, Ectocarpales, Ectocarpaceae. The record is from the annotation of a GenBank genome assembly.
AUGGUGUUCAACAACGGGUCGGCGUCGAACGUGGCCGUCACGAACGACGAACCAUUAUGGAGACCGAUGGUUGCCUACGAGCAUGAUAAUGUUUGGUUGCGCUCCAACUCUCCAACAGAACAAACGCAAACAUUCCAGCUGGGCGGACGACAAAAGCGGCUGCCUCAAGUCAGGUCGACGCACAAGCUCGUGCCUCAAGGCAGAUCGAUACUUCCCCACAAGCACGGGGGUGUCCUCUGUUGGGAGCGGGAUGGCUUCGACGCCACCAGAGGGGUGUUGGUGGGGAGAUAA